AUGUUGUCCAACGCCAUCACCAUCACUCCCAGUAUCGAAGCGCGAGGUGUCGAGCCCUUGCAGGCGUUCGAGACCACGCGCCGUUUGAGCAUCCAGACGACUCUUCACGCUCAUGACGCGGUGUCGGGAGCAAGACAGAAAGCCGCCAAUGAGGCUCUCAUUGAGCGCAUUUCCGAGAUCAUCGCCUCAUAUCGUAUCAGCGGACCCCAGGACCGGUACGAUGAAAUCUACAAGCCCAAGAUGCUCGAGACUCUGCGGUACUUUGUCUCCAAGCAGGAACCCAUCAACAUGGUAGUCCCCGCCUACCCGUUCAAGAGCCCUAACCACGACGAAAAGGUUCUGGGACCCGAGCCGGAUGUCGGAGAGCGUAUGUCCCUGGAGCAUUUCAACUCCAUGGGUGCGCGUAUCCAGGAGAUCUACCCACCUGGUGGCCAUGUCACUAUCGUCAGUGAUGGGUGCUGCUACAAUGACCUGUUGGGCGUCUCUGACGAAGAGGUCUUCCGAUACGCGGAGGGUCUUCACCACAUCGUUGACCGACUGGGACUCAAGCACAUCAAGUUCUCGGACCCCUUUGAUCUGAUCGAGGGCUCGCACAGUGUUCCCUAUACCGAGGAGGACUAUGCCAGCCGCAUCGGUGAGCUCAAGGAUCGUCUAUGGGACACGUAUCUUCCCGCCGGCUAUGACUUUGACGCGGACCUGAAGAGAGACCCCAAUGCCACUCUGACGUAUCAGGGCUAUAUCCGUUUCCUGAUGACCGAUCUUGCUCUCUUUUUCAAGGAGAAGAAGAUGAGCAAGAACGCCGUCAAGAAACACUGCUCUAUCGUCGCUCGUGGCAUGAUCAAGCGCGGCAAGGCAUUCUCUGCCCUCGUCGCCAAAGCCUCGCCCUUGCACGUGCGUCUGUCGAUUCAUGCCAGUGACAACACCGACAAGCUCUCCGUCGCACUACUGCCGCACAAGCGAUACAGCACUUUUCCUGUCACUCCCUGGCACAACACCCCUUACCUGGACACAACUGGCGUUUCGCUCAGUCUGAACCGCAACCCCGCCAAGGGCGAGGCCUCCUACCGUGUCUGCCAGGAUGAGCUGGGCCUCAAGUUCCUCUGUGCCGAUGCGCCCAUGUACCGGGUCAUCGAGGCCAUCGAUGGAUCCGAGCUCGCUGAGAAAGUCCAGUUCGAGCCUCUUUACCCAUUUGGACUCAAGAUCAAGGUCCCCAAGGAUACCUCUAUUGGCCAGUUCCGCCUGGAACACGUCGCCGAGUUGGCCAAGGUGCACUCCCCCAUCAUCUUCGAGGGUCUGGACCCCAUGCAAUACACUGCCGAGAUUGGUGAUGAUUUUCGCCGUGUCGCCGGUGGUGCACUCUCAUUGAGCAUUCUGCACGAGGGCGUCGUGACCGGCAACAAGAAGAAGAAGAAGCACGUGGGCGAGUCCACUGCCAAGUCAUAUUUCGUGCAGAUCCCGGACACCACGGACGGUGGUAGUGGUGACCAGAGCAAGGGCGAUGGUGAUGACAAUGCAGCCAAGACUGCUGCGGUUCAUCCGUUCCUUCAGGCAGCUGCGGCGCUGGACGAUGUGCGGUAUCGUGUGCUGCACAACUGGCAGGUGGGCCAUGCAGUUGUUUCGGACCAUCGUGUUGCCCUGCCGGUGCACCUGAGCCCAUCUAGUCUGCGAGUCUUGCGCGCGGAAGUUUAA
Messenger RNA from Penicillium diatomitis, 1689 nucleotides. Its product is annotated as isocyanide synthase family protein. Lineage: Eukaryota; Fungi; Ascomycota; Eurotiomycetes; Eurotiales; Aspergillaceae. The transcript has a single exon. The record is from RefSeq and is a predicted model, not a curated record. The coding region runs from base 1 to 1689 and encodes 562 amino acids.